UCAUGGCAGCGGCCAGCCCCACAGGGGCCCAGGGGCAUGGUCACAGGCCCCCCCUUCCCAUCUGGCCAACCCAGCUGCCCAUCAGGGGACCUGGGACCUGGACGACUGCCAAGGACUGAGGACAGAAAGUAGGGGUACCCAUCCACCUCUGACUCCUUGCCCACCAGCUGUGGACAAAGGGCAUGCUGGUUCCUAAUCCUUCCCACUCUGGGGUCAGCCAGCUGUGUGAUCCCACCCCACCCCGACAGACACUGUGAACGGAAGACAGCAGGCCAUGAGCAGACUCGCUAUUUAUUCAAUCAUAACCUCUGGGCUGGGGUGACCCCCGGGGCAGAGAGAAAGCCCCUUGUCCCCAUCCCCCAAACUCCCAGUGUCUGUCCCCUCCACCUUCUCUCGAACACAAGCUUGCUCUCCAUCUUUCCUUCUGUCCCCUCCUGCUCUACCUCUGUCCCUUUCUGGUUUCCCUGUCUCCCUCCCAGCCUCUGCCUCUUUCCUAGCCUAAGCUUGGGCCCAGCCACUCUACCCUCAGAGGAAGCCCCAGGUUCACCUAGGCUUCCUUAAGUCUUUGCCCCAGGAUGGCUUUGUGGGCAUUGUGACUGCAGCCAAACCGGUUGCUGUCUCUGUGUCUGUCUGUCUCUCUUUGAUCUCAGGGGGUCCUUUUGGAGUUUAUUGUAUUUUAUUGUACUUGGUGGGUGUGUGUGUUUGGGGGAGGGGGGGUGUCCUCAUUGGGUGUGUUGGUACCUUCAGAAACUUUUACCAAAGUAAUGUUUAGCUGCUUGUGGUGGGCCCCCUCUCCUCCAUUGCCUCAGGCAUUGGGGGUUGGACUCCUUGUCAUUUCUGGCCUAGGAGAGGCCAGGCUCCAUUGGGGGACCCUCACAUGGGACUGGGAGCUGCUUACAGUCUGGGGUUGAGUAGAAGAGCUCAGGUGGCACAGAGGGAGACCAGGGGGCCUUCAGGGAAGGUGUAUGAGGGGUACAAGUAGAGAGUAGCAGGGAGCAGGGAGGGAAGUGGCGGGAAUCAGUGACAGGAGUGAUGCCAAGGGGCAGGAGGGUUUCCGAGAAGUCAGGGAUCAAGAGUGAAGGGAGGCGCUGUGGAGGUCCAGCAUGUGUAUCAGGGACGAGGUGGACAGGCUUGAGUGCAGGGAGGCCAGGGUAUUGGUAUGUGAUGUGACUUACUCCCAUGAUGCCCCUGAGCUCCCCUGAGCUCACCUAGAGCUGGCCAGCUCCAACCCAUCUGUGGCCUGGACUGGGCCCGAUGUCUGUCCCACUAUCCUGCAGUGGCUAGGACAGAGUGGGGUAUGUUUCCUUUUUGUUGGUGAUGCAUGCAAUUCAAGUGGACAAAAGAACAAUUUAACAAAACAAUUUACAACCACACAACCCAGCACCAAAGUUGAGAAACCUUGCUGGAUGUAGCUGAUGCAGCUGUAGGCUUAGGUGACACUGUGGCUCUUAACUAUCCUGUUGACUCAUCUUCGUCCUAUUCACACAAUGCCGCAUGUUUAAAUUGUAAUAGAAGUCAUCUUCUCUUCCCUGGGGCAGGGCAUCCUCUCUCCUUAUCUCCUGUGUUUGAGAGGUGGAAUGAAGUAGGGAUAGAGUAGCAAGCCCGGCCCCACCUUUACCAUUCUGAGGCUAGCCGCAGCAUGGGUAGCCUUUGUGUGUACUUAGGUCACAUGGCUGGCCCCAGGGCCAGCACAGGCCCAAGACUGGGCCUCAUGGUUUUAUUUUUAUUUAACUUUAUUUUCUGUGUGUGUGUCUUGUGUCUGUCUGUCUGUCUGUCUUGUCUUUGUCUACUGCCCUCUAGUGUUAAGUGGGAGCCUGGAGGAGUCUCCCACUUCCCCACCUUUUCCCAAGUCCUUUCCUCUGUCACCAGCCAUCCCUCUGGCCCAGGCAGAGUGGGUCUCAGGCAGGUAGGGACCUGGAGUGGCCUGGUCCCACCCUCUGACCUCCUCCUCAGGCCACCAGUGUUGCCCUCUUCCCUUUUUAAAACAAAAUACCCUUGUUUGUAAAAAUCCUUAGACGCUUGAGAAUAAAACCCUUCCCUUUUCUUCUGAGUCUGGUGUCCUAAGCCUGGUAGAGUGGAUAGAGAUGUGGAAAGGGCCUGGGAGGAGGGCUUUUAGUGUGUGGUUAAGGACUGCAUUCAUGGGAACCCAGCAGGGCCUGGACCUGGGUGGGAGGUGUUUGGAGCAACUGAAGGUGUCAGCCAGCUUUAUGAGGGGCCCCCUUUUCCUAGAAAUUUCAGUACAUCAAGAAAGCCCUUAUCCAUGCAGGCCUUGAGCAUAGGCUCAGAUGUCAGCCCCUCCAUCCUCCGCCCCCGCUCCCUGCUUCCCAGGGUGGCAGCCUCACCAAGGCCAGGGCAACCUACGCACACCUAGAGGGCUGGGUACAGCCCAACCAGGUGCCUGCUGCUGGCCUGGAGCACUCCAACCCGGACAGGCCACCAUGGUGGGCACUACACUCCUGCUCCUGGCCCUGCUCCCUGGGACCUCCACUAAGCACAGUGCACCACUUGCACCUCCAUUCCCUGGGGCGCCUGGCCCCUGGCUUCGCAGACCCCUUUUCAGUCUGGAGUUAUCAGAUGCAGAGGACGCAUUCCCUCGCCGCGCAGGGCCACUGGAGGUUCCAGCGGACAGCCAUGUGUUUGUGCAGGCGGCCCUGGCCCGUCCUUCACCAAGAUGGGGCCUAGCCCUGCACCGAUGCUCAGUAACGCCUUCUUCACGCCCGGCCCUGGGGCCUGCCCUGGUGCUUCUACGUGGGGGCUGCCCCGCCGACGACUCUGUCAACUUCUCACCACCUCCACGCCCGGAUGCUGCUAGCGUCGCACGCUUCAGCUUCCGCCUGCGCCCGGUAUUCAAUGCCUCAGUACAGUUCUUGCACUGCCAGAUAAGCCGUUGCCGCCGCCGCAGUCACCGCCGCCGAGCUGUCCACCAGACACCAGUGCCUUUGACCCCACCAGCACCGUUGCGGUGUCUGCCUCAGGAUGAGGCCUGUGCUGGCAGCAGCUUGAGCCUUGGUACUGACAGCCCCCACCUGCACAUGCUGACACAGCCCAUCGUGGUCACAGUACCUCGUCCACCCCCUAGGCCAGCCAAGAGUCUCCCAGGCAGAGCGGUACGCCCAGAGCCGCCCGCUCCAGCCGCUGCAGCACUGGAGCCUGCACCAGUGGUGGCAUUGGUGUUGGCGGCCUUCGUGCUGGGUGCUGCACUGGCCGCUGGGCUUGGGCUCGUCUGCGCGCACUCAGCACCCCCACCCCCAGGCCAGCCUCCUAGAGCUUCGCUCAGCGGCCCUCAACUCCAGAGGCCCUAGUAGGCAGGUAAGUACUGGGUGUGAAGGUCUGAAGCAAGAGCUAGAAGAGGGACGUGGUGUAAGGAUCGGAUCGUUCACGGGUUACCUCAGGGGACUCCAAGUAUUUUGUACAUUCAUUUAAUCUUCUUCUGAACAACAUUCAGAUGGAUACUUUUAUAAUGUCAAAGGUGGAGGUGGACAUUGAAUUUGGGAGAUGGGGUCACCGGCAGAGAAGAAAGGGGUCCUUAAACUUGAACAGAUAAGUAAGAGGGAUUUAUACAGUUCCUAGUCUCACACACACCAGUACAUAGAUUGGUGGAGGAGGCCAAGGCUUGUCAGGGAAAUGUGACCUAAACAGUCCUUUCCCCCUCUGAGCCUCUGUCACCCCCUCUCUAGAGAUGGCACAACCCAGUGAGUGAUCUCCUGAGAUUCAUCCAGCCAUGAUUUCAGUACCCUUUGGAAGGACUCCCGCAUGUCUCCCCUCCCUCCCUCCCUCCC
Molecule: messenger RNA, 3779 nt
Organism: Grammomys surdaster
Lineage: Eukaryota; Metazoa; Chordata; Mammalia; Rodentia; Muridae
Gene: Map2k7
Product: mitogen-activated protein kinase kinase 7
Exons: 6
Coding region: 2286-3302 (338 amino acids)
Biological process (GO): protein phosphorylation
Molecular function (GO): ATP binding; protein kinase activity
Source: RefSeq, a predicted model, not a curated record